GAGGGCUCCCCACGCGCUUGCUAUCUAGAGGUUCCCUAGCCUUGUCGAGCAUCUGUUGCCACCGUCAUCGCAGUCAUGGGACCCCGAGAGCGACUCACCGUCCUCAGAUGUGAAAUGUGAGGGGGUCCCGACCCCGGUCGCGCUUUCGGCACUAGGAGGGGGCCCAGACCCCCAGUAGAUGACCGCUCCUAUCUAUCUAUCUAUCUACUGUGCUAACACGACUUGGUGCUGUCCACCCGGCUAUCUCGGGCAGUCUGGCCCCAUCUCCGCGCGACCAGCAACGCCUUGCCUGUUUCGGGCAUACUUUCCCGCCCCCCUCGCGACUUGCCCAACUAGGAAUGAAUACGAUGCACCUUCCCCUCGCAGCCGUGCGGAGUCCCUUCUUUUUCCGCCCGUCUGCCCUCCAUCGGCAAUACUGGAGCUCUUUCAGUCCUGCUUAUUUUUAGUAACAUCGCGCUCAUGCGCGAUCUCAUAGGCUUGACGAUCCGGUUCGGCUGCGGAACCGUUGCCGGUGGUUAUCCGGCCAUGCAGACCACCUCAGAAGCGUAGCUCCCUCCACGACGACAAUAUCAG
Messenger RNA from Aspergillus ibericus CBS 121593, 573 nucleotides. RefSeq lists its product as uncharacterized. NCBI's taxonomy places the organism in Eukaryota, Fungi, Ascomycota, Eurotiomycetes, Eurotiales, Aspergillaceae. The transcript has a single exon. The coding region runs from base 179 to 475 and encodes 98 amino acids. The record is from RefSeq and is a predicted model, not a curated record.